UCAGGUUUCAGGGAGGCGCACAAGGGAUCUCGGCGGAUCUCGGAUCUCUUGAAGAUUUCUCCACGAACUCCGGCAGAUGAGCGUUUCCGGCGAGCGCCCGAGUGCCAAAACAUCGACCCGCGUUGGCCAGCUCUGUAGGAGCAGCUGUUAUGUGUGUUUUCUUUGUUUGCUCUGAAGCUCUGGCAACGGGUUGGAAAACCAUAAAAGACACGCCUUGUAAGCAGCAACACAGGCACGUUUUGUGAUCUGUAAAAGCUUUAUUUCAAAUGGCAGCUGAUCUCAUCAUCAGGAUUACAGCGUUGGGAAAAACUGGCAACAACUGAAUGGUGCAACUGGUUAACAUCAGCUACGUCUCUAUAAUAAUGUUAUUUAAUUCUACCUGUGAGGUUUCUAACAGAACAGUGGCCUUCUUCUACGAAAAGACUGGCAAGCCCAUCAGCCAGGAAUGGCGCACUCGUGACUUUAUUGUGGUAAGCUUAGGGGUCCCGAUUUGUGUCUUUAUUAUUCUGGCCAAUAUGUUGGUCAUAGUGGCCAUAAUCAUAAACCGAAAGUUCCACUUCCCCAUUUAUUACUUGCUUGGGAACAUGGCGGCCGCUGACCUCUUUGCUGGAAUAUCAUAUCUCUACCUGGUGUUUCACACGGGGCCGUGGACCAUCAGUUUGAGCAUGGAACAGUGGUUUGUUCGCGGGGCUUUGAUCAACAUGAGCCUGACCGCGUCUGUGGUCAACCUGCUGGCGGUGGCAUUGGAGCGCCAUCAGACCAUCUUCACCAUGCAGCUCCAUAGCACCAUGACCAUGAGGCGCGUGGUGAUGCUGAUAGUCACCAUCUGGUUGGUGGCCAUCUUCAUGGGUUUGGUGCCCACCAUGGGCUGGAACUGUCUUUGUGACCUGUCCACUUGCUGCACGGUUGCACCGCUGUAUUCCCGAAGCUUCCUAGUGUCCUGGGCCAUCCUCAACCUCAUGGCCUUCUUCAUCAUGGUGGCCGUUUACACUCACAUCUUCAUCUACGUUCGCCGGCGGAGCCAAGCAAUGUCCCCGCACACAGACCAGCCCUCCAACAAUCAGACGGUCAUCAGCCUCAUGAAGACCAUGUCCAUGAUUCUGGGAGCCUUUGUGAUCUGUUGGACGCCGGGUCUGGUGAUUCUGUUGCUGGACGGUCUCCGCUGCAGUGAAUGUCAGGUUCUUAAAUAUGAAAAGUACUGCCUGGUUCUGGCCGAGUGUAACUCUCUGGUGAACCCCAUCAUCUACUCGUUCCGGGACGAGGACAUGAGGGCCACCUACAAACGCAUUCUCUGCUUCCCUUGGAGAAGAAUGCAGCAGCAUGAGGGGACUUCUGGCAUCCGCUUCGAGCCUGUGAAAGCAGGGGCACCCUCAGAGAUAAACGACACGAUCUCCACCAGUUUACAGCCCAGUUCACCACAAAGCCUAUUGCCUUUAUAGAAAAAAGUAUUUCUCAGUGUAUAUAAAUGACUUUGUAUUUGCUUAGUGAAAUGAUCACCGCUUGUACAAAGAGUAAAUAAUACUUCAUUUCUGAUAGCUUGUUUUGGUAUGUUUUUGUCUCUCUCUGACAAUAGAUGCAUUAGGAGGCCUUUGUGUCGGUUAGUUACGAGGCACUGGCAGUUGGGCUGCUCACAGGAAGUUUUUCUUUUCCCAAAGCACAUGCAUUAAUAUUCAUAAAACGGCCCUUUUUGUUUGGUUUGGAAGGAGAUCAGAAACGGAACCGACAACUUUUGUGCACUUUUUUUUUGUGCACAGAUAUUCAUUUUAAAGUACCCAUAUUAUCAUUGUUCAAAAAUUCCUCAAUAGUUUGCUUUUGAGGUCUAUUUGAAUACAUUUGCAUGAGUUCAAAAAACAUUUUUCUCGUGCUGUACAUUGCUGCAGCACCUCUUUUCACUCUCUGCUUUCUGAAGCGCCAAGUGUGCUCUGAUUGGUCAACCGAUUAAAGUGUCAGAAAUGUAAUUCCCCUUACUAUAAUCACCUUUCAGCUCCUGAGGCUUCAUGAGCAGCUGUAAACAGUAUCAUAUACUAUGCCAUGGGUGUUAAAAGUCCAUUCUUGUGGUGAGAAAACAUUUCCUGGACAUAUGAAAUCACUUGUGAGAGCCACAGAUAUUACAGUUUAACUACAAAUGAAGUGUUUCAGGCAAGUGUUUUCUGUGAAAGAGAAGAACUUGUUUUGAUGAAUGUACUUUAACUGCAGCUUGUUUAUACACUAAAGGCAAUCAAAAAGCAUAAUACAGUAUAAUGCCACAUGCAUUACAAAAAACUGAAAGUCUUAGUAUAUUUGUUUUUCAAUAGAAUUAUCUAGACUUACUUAAAUCAUGAAACAUUUGUGAUGCAAAUGUAAAAUACUAAAAAAUUUAAACGGAACUGAAUUUAUGCUUCAAACAUGAACAAGCAUCUUGUCGAUGGGGUAUGACAGCUUAUGAAUUAAGUAGAUUUUUCUGAGCUCAUUGGUCGAUACUUGUUACUGUUGUGAUUAUAAACUCACUUCUUGUCA
Messenger RNA from Carassius auratus (goldfish), 2496 nucleotides. Its product is annotated as lysophosphatidic acid receptor 2-like. Gene Ontology annotation, cellular component: membrane. Bases 324 to 1439 code for a protein of 371 amino acids. Gene Ontology annotation, biological process: G protein-coupled receptor signaling pathway. Gene Ontology annotation, molecular function: lysophosphatidic acid receptor activity. Lineage: Eukaryota; Metazoa; Chordata; Actinopteri; Cypriniformes; Cyprinidae. The record is from RefSeq and is a predicted model, not a curated record. The transcript is spliced from 3 exons.